AUGACGCGAACUAGCACUCAACAAACCCGAGUAGAACAAGAGACUAGAGACCUCGAAGAUGAAGAGCUCUCCAUUCCCAUCUACUCACCACAACCCUUCCGUCCUCUAGGUCGCCGCGACUCUGGUCUGUGGCCCGACCUUGGACAACAGAACAACUGGAUCGACGAAAGCCGACGACGUAGCGCGGUGUUGACCACGAGAUUCCAGCGGUUGAUGGAAUCACCGCCGGCCUCGACCUUGGUUCAGCGUGCGCGAGGUGCCCUGACAACCUCCCGUCUUGGCAGAUUGACCUCUCGCCGUCUGACUUUCUCGCAAGAAGAUUCCGACGCAGCUCUCGUCGCAGGUGGAGGUGGUAGUAGCGGCACUGCCGGUGCGACCACGACCUCUACUUCUCGCAAGAAAUCCAAGUCGAAAUCAAAACCCAAGCCUGACUCUGAGCCGGAUCCUCCGAUGACGACGAUAACGGCACUCCACCUGAUCCAGAGAAUCAACUUGGAAAGCCAGGACCCGGUGGUCCCGGUGGUCCAGGUGGUCCCGGUGGUCCAGGUGGAUGGCCGUACCCUCACCGUUGUACUGCAAGUUCCAAGUGGACCUCAUCAAGCUCGCCUAUGGGAUAAUGAGAAGCGCCAUACUCUCAGUGAUGAUGUUAGACAGACCCUUGUUAGAGCUGCCACAGCCCCUAUUCUGGGAAAGCAUGUCAAACUUGCCAAACAGUCCCUCCAUACUGAUGUCCAUGGCAUAAUUGAGCAAGUCCAGAAUCUAAAGGGCAUGCUCAAGACUCUCAGGAUGCACAUGGAGAAAUAUGACAUCAUUGAUGUUGGCAACAUUAUGACUCCUGCAACUAAUUUUGCCUACACUCCAAUGAUUGAGCAGCAGUAUGAUAUCCUCUCAGACUAUGCCAAGAUGACUCCCACAUGGUGGGAGAAUCCAACUACUUUUACAACCGAGCGGGCGAGAGGUCAUAGGUCUCAAGGCAUUUAUUCCAAAUGGGAUUCUUCGGUGUUGGCCUUGAGAAGAGAGUACACGAGGGUCAUGUUCUCUCGUACAUAG
This is a messenger RNA of Seminavis robusta, 1050 nucleotides long. The record is from the annotation of a GenBank genome assembly. NCBI's taxonomy places the organism in Eukaryota, Bacillariophyta, Bacillariophyceae, Naviculales, Naviculaceae.